GUUAAGGAGGGUGGGGCCGCCAGAGGGCCAGGCCACCCCAUCAGAGCUGUCAUCAGCCCUCAGAAGCUGGUCCCAGGCGUCUUCAUCUCUAGCCUCUUCGCCUCUAGCCGGCUGCAGUGAGACCAUGGCAGCAGUGACCGUGUCGGUGCCCGGUCGGAAGGCGCCCCCCAGGCCGGGCCCGGUACCCGAGGCCGCGCAGCCGUUCCUGUUCGCACCGCGCGGGCCGGGCGUGGGCAGCGGGCCCGGGGGCUCGGCCGCGUCCCCGCAGGUGGAGUGGACAGCACGGCGCCUGGUCUGGGUGCCGUCGGAGCUGCACGGCUUCGAGGCGGCGGCGCUGCGGCACGAGGGCGACGAGGAGGCCGAGGUGGAGCUGGCGGAGAGCGGCCGGCGGCUGCGGCUGCCCCGCGACCAGAUCCAGCGCAUGAACCCGCCCAAGUUCAGCAAGGCCGAGGACAUGGCCGAGCUGACCUGCCUCAACGAGGCCUCGGUGCUGCACAACCUCCGCGAGCGCUACUACUCCGGCCUCAUCUACACGUACUCCGGCCUUUUCUGUGUGGUCAUCAACCCAUACAAGCAGCUUCCCAUCUAUACGGAGGCCAUCGUGGAGAUGUACCGGGGCAAGAAGCGCCAUGAAGUGCCGCCCCACGUAUACGCAGUGACUGAGGGAGCCUACCGAAGCAUGCUUCAGGAUCGUGAGGACCAGUCCAUUCUCUGCACUGGGGAGUCUGGGGCUGGGAAGACAGAAAACACCAAGAAAGUCAUCCAGUACCUCGCCCACGUGGCAUCAUCACCAAAGGGCCGGAAGGAGCCUGGUGUCCCGGCCUCCGCCAGCGCCGUGUCUUAUGGUGAGCUGGAGCGGCAGCUUCUUCAGGCUAACCCGGUCCUGGAGGCCUUUGGCAACGCCAAGACGGUGAAGAAUGACAACUCCUCCCGCUUCGGCAAAUUCAUCCGCAUCAACUUCGACGUUGCCGGGUACAUCGUGGGCGCCAACAUCGAGACCUACUUGCUGGAGAAGUCGCGGGCCAUCCGCCAGGCUAAGGACGAGUGCAGCUUCCACAUCUUCUACCAGCUGCUGGGAGGCGCCGGGGAGCAGCUCAAGGCUGACCUGCUCCUGGAGCCCUUCUCCCACUACCGCUUCCUGACCAACGGGCCGUCGUCCUCACCGGGCCAGGAGCGCGAGCUCUUCCAGGAGACGCUGGAGUCCUUGCGGGUCCUGGGAUUCACCCAUGAGGAGAUCACCUCCAUGCUGCGGAUGGUCUCAGCCGUUCUCCAGUUUGGCAACAUCGUCCUGAAGAGAGAACGGAACACCGACCAAGCCUCCAUGCCGGACAACACAGCUGCGCAGAAGCUCUGCCGCCUCCUGGGCCUGGGGGUGACGGAUUUCUCCCGCGCCCUGCUCACCCCCCGCAUCAAAGUUGGCCGGGACUACGUGCAGAAAGCACAGACCAAGGAACAGGCUGACUUUGCGCUGGAGGCGCUGGCCAAGGCCACCUACGAGCGUCUCUUCCGCUGGCUAGUGCUGCGUCUCAACCGAGCCCUGGACCGCAGCCCCCGGCAAGGCGCCUCCUUCCUGGGCAUCCUGGACAUCGCGGGCUUUGAGAUCUUCCAGCUGAACUCCUUCGAGCAGCUCUGUAUCAAUUACACCAAUGAGAAGCUGCAGCAGCUAUUCAACCACACGAUGUUCGUGUUGGAGCAAGAGGAGUACCAGCGCGAGGGCAUCCCCUGGACCUUCCUCGACUUCGGCCUCGACCUGCAGCCCUGCAUCGACCUCAUCGAGCGGCCGGCCAACCCCCCCGGACUCCUGGCUCUGCUGGAUGAGGAGUGCUGGUUCCCAAAGGCCACGGACAAGUCCUUUGUGGAGAAGGUGGCCCAGGAGCAGGGCGGCCACCCCAAGUUCCAGAGGCCAAGGCACCUGCGGGAUCAGGCCGACUUCAGUGUCCUGCAUUAUGCAGGCAAGGUCGACUACAAGGCCAACGAGUGGCUGAUGAAAAACAUGGACCCCCUGAAUGACAGCGUCGCAGCCCUGCUCCACCAGAGCACAGACCGGCUGACGGCGGAGAUCUGGAAAGACGAACACGGGGGCUUGCAGCAGUUCUCUUUCCUUGGCUCCUUCCCACCGUCGCCCCCAGGAUCUUCAGGGAGGCAAGGCUCUGCCAUUUCUCCAUCAGGGGUGGAGGGCAUUGUGGGGCUGGAGCAAGUGAACAGCCUUGGGGAUGGCCCACCUGGUGGCCGCCCUCGCCGGGGCAUGUUCCGGACAGUGGGACAACUCUACAAGGAGUCCCUGAGCCGCCUCAUGGCCACACUCAGCAACACCAACCCCAGCUUCGUCCGCUGUAUCAUUCCCAACCACGAGAAGAGGCUUGCUGUUACUCUUCACCCUACCCUACCCCUCUCUCCCCAUUGCAGGUAUGAGAUCCUUACACCCAAUGCCAUCCCCAAGGGCUUUAUGGAUGGGAAGCAGGCCUGUGAGAAGAUGAUCCAGGCCCUAGAAUUGGACCCCAACCUCUACCGCGUGGGACAAAGCAAGAUCUUUUUCCGGGCAGGCGUUCUGGCCCAGCUAGAAGAAGAACGGGACCUGAAGGUCACAGAUAUCAUCGUGUCCUUCCAGGCAGCUGCCCGGGGAUACCUGGCUCGCAAGGCCUUCCAGAAGCGGCAGCAGCAGCAGAGCGCCCUGAGGGUGAUGCAGCGGAACUGUGCGGCUUACCUCAAGCUGAGACACUGGCAGUGGUGGCGGCUCUUCAUCAAGGUGAAGCCGCUGCUGCAGGUAACGCGGCAGGAUGAGGUGCUGCAGGCGCGGGCUCAGGAACUACAGAAAGUGCAGGAGCUGCAGCAGCAGAGUGCCCGCGAGGUGGGCGAGCUGCAGGGCCGGGUGGCGCAGCUGGAAGAGGAGCGUGCCCGCCUGGCAGAGCAGCUGCGCGCAGAGGCAGAGCUGUGUGCUGAGGCUGAGGAGACCCGGGGGCGGCUAGCAGCCCGGAAGCAGGAGCUCGAGCUGGUGGUGUCCGAGCUGGAGGCCCGCGUGGGCGAGGAGGAGGAGUGCAGUCGCCAGCUGCAAACCGAGAAGAAGCGGCUGCAGCAACAUAUACAGGAACUGGAGACUCACCUUGAGGCUGAGGAAGGGGCCCGGCAGAAGCUACAGCUGGAGAAGGUGACGACGGAGGCAAAGCUGAAAAAGUUGGGGGAAGAUCUGUUACUCUUGGAAGAUCAGAACGCCAAACUGAGCAAGGAGCGGAAGCUGCUGGAGGAGCGUCUGUCUGAGUUCUCAUCCCAGGCAGCUGAGGAGGAGGAGAAAGUAAAGAGCCUCAAUAAGCUUCGACUCAAAUAUGAGGCCACCAUUGCAGACAUGGAGGGAGUCCUAGAGGCUUGUGUCCAAGGACAGAGCUGGGAUUCGAAUCUGGAACUGGCCGUGUCUCGUCCCUCCGCCCCCUGCCUGUCCCUCUGUGAACCCCCUUGGUCUUUGUCCACCCCCAGGGCAGAGGAAGAGGGUGGAGCCCGGGCCCAGCUACUCAAAUCCCUGCGGGAGGCGCAGGCUGGGCUGGCCGAGGCCCAGGAGGACCUGGAGGCCGAGCGUGCGGCCAGGGCCAAGGCGGAGAAGCAGCGCCGGGACCUGGGUGAGGAGCUGGAGGCACUGCGGGGCGAGCUGGAGGACACGCUGGACUCUACCAACGCGCAGCAGGAGCUCCGGUCCAAGAGAGAGCAGGAGGUGACGGAGUUGAAGAAGGCCCUGGAGGAGGAGACUCGCAUUCACGAGGUGGCAGUGCAGGAGCUGCGGCAGCGCCAUGGCCAGGCCCUGGGAGAGCUGGCGGAGCAGCUGGAGCAAGCCCGGAGGAGCAAAGGCACAUGGGAGAAGACCCGCUUGACUCUGGAGGCUGAAGUGUCUGAGCUGCGGACGGAGCUUAGCAACCUGCAGACCGCGCGGCAGGAGGGUGAGCAGCGGAGGCGUCGCCUGGAGUCCCAGCUGCAGGAGGUGCAGGGCCGCGCGGGAGAUGGGGAGCGGGCCCGAGCAGAGGCUGCGGAGAAGCUGCAGCGAGCCCAGGCUGAACUCGAGAAUGUGUCCGGAGCCCUGAGCGAGGCCGAGUCCAGAGCCAUCAGGCUGAGCAAGGAGUUGACAAGCAUGGAGGCCCAGCUCCAUGAUGCCCAGGAGCUGCUGCAGGAGGAGACCAGGGCGAAGCUGGCCCUGGGGUCCCGGGCACGAGCCCUGGAGGCGGAGGCAGCCGGGCUGCGGGAGCAGCUAGACGAGGAAGCGACCGCCAGGGGGCGGGCGGGCCGCGAGCUGCAGGCCGCCCAGGCCCAGCUCUCAGAGUGGCGGCGGCGCCAGGAAGAGGAGGCAGGGGCCCUGGAGGCAGGGGAGGAGGCUCGGCGCCGGGCGGCCCGAGAGGCUGAGGCCCUGAACCAGCGCCUGGCAGAAAAGGCAGAAGUGGUGGAGCGGCUGGAGCGGGGCCGCCGGCGGCUGCAGCAGGAGCUGGACGAUGCCACGGUGGAUCUGGAGCAGCAGCGGCAGCUUGUGAGCGCGCUGGAGAAGAAGCAGCGCAAGUUUGACCAGCUCCUGGCGGAGGAGAAGGCAGCGGUCCUGAGGGCGGUGGAGGAGCGGGAGCGGGCAGAGGCCGAGGGCCGCGAGCGCGAGGCCCGGACACUGUCGCUGACCCGGGCCCUGGAGGAGGAGCAGGAGGCGCGCGAAGAGCUCGAGCGGCAGAACCGCGCGCUGCGGGCUGAGCUGGAGGCGUUGCUGAGUAGCAAGGACGACGUCGGCAAGAGCGUGCAUGAGCUGGAGCGAGCCCGCCGCGUGGCCGAACAGGCGGCCAGCGACCUGCGAACGCAGGUGACGGAGCUGGAGGACGAGCUGACGGCGGCCGAGGAUGCCAAGCUGCGCCUGGAGGUGACCAUGCAGGCCCUGAAGGCGCAGCACGAGCGGGACCUGCAGGGCCGCGACGAGGCGGGCGAGGAGAGGCGGCGGCAGCUGGCCAAGCAGUUGAGGGACGCAGAGGUGGAGCGCGAUGAGGAACGCAAGCAGCGUGCUCUGGCCGUAGCCGCCCGCAAGAAGCUGGAGGCCGAGCUAGAGGAGCUGAAGGCUCAGACCACGGCCGCCGGGCAGGGCAAGGAGGAGGCGGUGAAGCAGCUUCGCAAGAUGCAGGCCCAGAUGAAGGAGCUGUGGCGAGAGGUGGAGGAGACGCGCAGCUCAAGAGAGGAGAUCUUUGCCCAGAACCGGGAGAGUGAGAAGCGCCUCAAGGGGCUAGAGGCGGAAGUGCUGCGGCUGCAGGAGGAACUGGCCGCCUCUGACCGUGCCCGGCGGCAGGCCCAGCAGGAGAGGGAUGAGAUGGCAGAUGAGGUGGCCAACGGCAGCCUAAGCAAGGCUGCCAUUCUAGAUGAAAAGCGUCAGCUGGAGGGGCGCCUGGGGCAAAUGGAAGAGGAGCUGGAGGAGGAGCAGAGCAAUGCAGAGCUGCUCAAUGACCGCUACCGAAAGCUUCUCCUGCAGGUAGAAUCACUGACCACAGAACUGUCAGCUGAGCGAAGUUUCUCAGCUAAGGCAGAGAGCGGGCGGCAGCAGCUGGAACGGCAGGUCCAGGAGCUCCGGGAACGCCUGGGUGAGGAAGAUGCUGGGGCCCGAGCCCGCCAGAAGAUGAUCAUCGCUGCCCUUGAGUCUAAGUUGGCCCAGGCUGAGGAGCAGCUGGAGCAGGAGAGCAGGGAGCGCAUCCUCUCUGGCAAGCUGGUGCGGAGGGCUGAGAAGAGGCUUAAAGAGGUGGUGCUCCAGGUGGAGGAGGAGCGGAGGGUGGCUGACCAGCUCCGGGACCAGCUGGAGAAGGGCAACCUUCGAGUGAAGCAGCUGAAGAGGCAGCUGGAGGAGGCCGAGGAGGAGGCUUCCCGGGCCCAGGCGGUCCGCAGGAGGCUGCAGCACGAGCUGGAGGAUGUCACAGAGGCCUCCGAGUCCAUGAACCGGGAGCUGAACACGCUGAGGAACCGGCUCCGGCGCGGACCCCUCACCUUCACCACCCGCACCGUGCGCCAGGUCUUCCGGCUGGAGGAGGGCGUGGCGUCCGAUGAGGAGGCGGCGGCGGAGGAGGCAGAGCCGGGGUCCGGGCCUUCGCCCCCGGAGCCCGAAGGGUCCGCGGCGGCUCCGCCGCAGUGACCCUACCCUGCCCCCAGCCGUCGGGCCCUCCCUCCUUGGCACCCCCACCCCCACCCCCUUGCAGGCGCCUGUCCUGAGAACCGCCCUCUGGCUUCUUGCACUUUGGAAACGGUGCCGCCUUCCGGCAUGACAGCACUUAUCCAGCCCACCCCGGGGGUCCCGGGAGACUUCCCUGUGAACCCCUAAACAGAGGAGCGGGCAAGCACGGAUCGCAGACUGGGGCGAUCUCACUUGGGAGAAAUUCGGGUGUGGUCGGCAAGCUGGGGUCCCAUCCAGCUCCAAAUCCUUCCUUCGGUUAUGAAUGAUCUUUGUUAGGAAGGGAGCUUGACUCUCCACAUCCCUUCCCCCUUCCCCUCCCCUCACCCCCUCCCUCUUUCCCUCUCCCUGUCUCUCCACUUAGCCACCGACCCCGGAACUUAUGAGCAACGGCACUCUGAGCUCCAGGCGGCCCUCAGCCUUUGACCCUUGCAGAAGGGUCAGGAUAAGGGGACCUCACACAUCCCCCCUCCCCUCAGGUUCCCUCCCGUUGCUCUUGUGUGAUCACAGUUCAGCUGGAGUUUCCCAUGGGGGCUGGAGGAGGCCCCAUACCCUCCCGGCCUUCAAACCGUGGCAGAAAUAAACUCCAACCCGACUGGA
Odocoileus virginianus texanus is the source of this 6757-nucleotide messenger RNA. The record is from RefSeq and is a predicted model, not a curated record. Lineage: Eukaryota; Metazoa; Chordata; Mammalia; Artiodactyla; Cervidae.